Molecule: messenger RNA, 1730 nt
Organism: Erigeron canadensis
Lineage: Eukaryota; Viridiplantae; Streptophyta; Magnoliopsida; Asterales; Asteraceae
Product: bZIP transcription factor 16-like
Exons: 13
Coding region: 227-1381 (384 amino acids)
Biological process (GO): regulation of DNA-templated transcription
Cellular component (GO): nucleus
Molecular function (GO): sequence-specific DNA binding; DNA-binding transcription factor activity
Source: RefSeq, a predicted model, not a curated record
UUCUGCAACAACUACUUUCGUACAACAACAAUUUUUGAAUUCAAUAUCUCGAUCUCUCUAUAUAUCCCCCUUUUUCAUUCUAUCUAUAUCUAUAUUUAUACAUAUAAAUUUAGGGUUUUUAAGUUUGAUCUAUAUAAUUAUCUCAAUUUCAAGAAACACCCAUUUAAUUUCAUCAAUUUCCCAGAAAAUUUCGGAUGGUUGCAGGAGGCUUUGAGUGGGACUCAUAAUGGGAAGCAGCGAGAUGGAUAAAUCCGCUAAGGAGACGAAAGAAACAACAAAGGAGUCGAAGGCUGUGAACUCCCAGGAGCAGACUUCGGGUAGUGUCACCGGUACGGUCACUCCGGAUUGGACUGGGUUUCAGCCUUAUCCUCAUAUGCCUCCACAUGGAUAUAUGGCAUCAAGCCCUCAAGCUCACCCCUACAUGUGGGGCGUUCAGCAUCUUAUGCCGCCUUAUGGUACUCCUCCUCAUCCGUAUGUUGCUAUGUACCCCCCUGGUGGCAUUUACACUCAUCCAUCUAUGCCUCCGGGUUCAUAUCCUUACAGUCCGUAUGCAAUGCCCUCUCCAAAUGGUAUUGCUGAAGCUUCUGGUAAUACCCCGGGCAAUACAGAAGUUGAUGGUAAGGCAAUGGACGGGAAGGAAAAACUUCCUAUUAAAAGGUCAAAAGGAAGUCUCGGCAGUUUAAAUAUGAUUACAGGCAAGAACAAUGAACCAGGCAAAGCAGGUGCAUCUGCUAAUGGAGUUCAUCCGAAAAGUGCUGAGAGUGGAAGUGAAGGUUCAAGUGAAGGAAGUGAUGGAAAUUCUGAAAAUGAUUCACAAUUAAAAUCAGGAUCCAGGCAAGACUCUAUCGAAGCCACAGGUGAAGCAUCUCAAAAUGGAAAUUCAGCAAAUGGAGGACCAAAUGCAGCUAAUUCUGUGAUCAACCAAACAGUGGCUGGUCCAACCACUAACUUAAAUAUUGGUAUGGAGUACUGGAAUGGUACAAGUUCACCCAAUAUCCCUGCAAUGCAUGGGAGCAUCACUUCUGUUCAAGCUGCAGGUGGAAUGGUUACUGCUGGGUCAAGGGACAACAUGCAGUCGCAACUCUGGUUACCGGAUGAAAGGGAGCUAAAGCGGCAGAGAAGGAAGCAAUCCAAUAGAGAGUCUGCUCGGAGAUCCAGACUGCGCAAGCAGGCUGAAUGUGAUGAGCUGGCCCAACGAGCUGAAGCUUUAAAGGAAGAAAAUGCCUCCCUUAGAGCAGAAGUGAGUCGCCUUAGGAGCGACUAUGAUCAGCUUCUUGCUCAAAAUGCAUCGCUGAAGGAACGACUAGGGGAAAUGCCAGGGAGAGAAGAAGAAACCCCUGAUGGAAAUGAACAAAUGGGUACCGAAGAUCAUGCAGAGUGAUCGAUGAAGUUCUGGCUUUCCCUGUUUCCCAAGAGCUUACUCUAACGACAAUUAGCAAACAAGAAAAUGUGUUAUUACAUAGUAGUCCCGUCAUCUAGUCAAGAAUUCAUUGAACACUGACCUUUGUGUCGUGUCUUAGAUAUGCAGAGUAACUAUUAAAUUAAAUGGUUGUCAUCAAUGGUUCCAGGCCCAUCUUUUAGUGCCGGAGGAACCCGGAUGAUAUGUAGACUGUAGUGUGAAAUUCAUGACAUGCCCUUGUGUAUUCCUAAAAAGGGUAUUGAUCUCUAAUUAUUUCAACAGUUUAUGUUCUAAAUAUGAUCAAUGUGAUUGUUGUUUGUUAGCUGUUGCA